This is a messenger RNA of Paralichthys olivaceus (Japanese flounder), 3789 nucleotides long. The record is from RefSeq and is a predicted model, not a curated record. NCBI's taxonomy places the organism in Eukaryota, Metazoa, Chordata, Actinopteri, Pleuronectiformes, Paralichthyidae.
CGGCCGUCCUCCUCCUCCUCCUCUCCCUCCCCCCCUGUCCUCCACAUGUGGACACCGUGAAAACAGGGAGGCUGAGACUCGGCGGCUGCCAGCGUCGUGCGGGGCCUUGAAUGUUACGAACGUGUGGCCGGGGGACGUGGAGGAAGCUCGGAGCCUCCCUCACGACAGCCAUUGUUUACAAAGACGUCACCCUCCGGCGGAUCGCCCCCUCCGACAGUCGAGUGUAGCGUCGGGUGCCGCCGCCGACACGCUGUCGGUCCCCGCGGAGCGAGACGCGCUUCGUCGCCACAUUGUCUCGGAGGUAGUUGUCAUUGGAGUUACGUAACUGGACGUGCGCUUUUAUUGUGUUUGUGUGCAGCCUCCGACACCUAAACUCCUCCGGUGGCACUUCAACCAAAGCAGGGGCCUUCAGCGGGUCCUCCAGGUGUUUGGUGUGCGGUCCCUCAUGUGACCGAGGAGCCCUGGAGCUUUUGGCCUAGUGUCUGUUGUUGCACCUGCUGCUGCUGUUUGGGCAGCGAAAGGCUCCAGAGGCCACAGGAAGACACGUAUCCAGUUUCCACGCGGUCAUCUGCGGUUGGUGCUGCCUCCUUCUCUUCUCCUUGUUCCUCGCUCCUCUUCGUCCCCCUCCUUCCAUCCACCGGGCCACCUGUCCGCCAUGUCGCAGGGUCAAAACUUCCUCCCCAAAUUCCUGUUUGUCUCCAACCUGCUGAAGGCGGUGAAGAUCCGUCAGCGAGUGCCCAAUGACGUGGUGAAGCCGGCGACCAGUGGCGGCCUGAUGCACCACCUGCGGGGUAUGCACAGGUACACUCUGGAGAUGAUCGCCAUGAACCACUUCCCGCAGGCCUUCAGGGAGGUGGUGCAGGCUGCCAUCUUGGACCGAGCCAUGCAGGCCUCUCUGGAGCAGGAGAAGAAGCUCAACUGGUGUCGGGAGGUGAAGAAGAUGGUGCCGUUACGCACCAAUGGAGACGGGAACUGUUUGCUCCACGCAGCCUCUCAGUACAUGCUGGGCGUCCAGGACACAGACCUUGUGCUUCGGAAAGCCCUCCAUGGUGUUUUGAAAGAGACGGACACUGGUGGCUUUAGAGCUCGCUUCCAGGCAGAGCUGCUCCAGUCCCAGGAGUUCACCCAGACCGGACUCCGAUACACCACCAUGAACUGGGAGGAGGAGUGGGAAAAGAUUGUGAAGAUGGCCUCUCCCGUCUCCAGUAGCAACGGCCUCCAGUUUGACUCUCUGGAGGACAUUCACAUCUUCGUCCUGUCCAACAUUCUCCGCAGACCCAUCAUCGUCAUUGCAGACCAGGUGGUCAGGAGUAUGAAAUCUGGCUCCUCCAUCUCUCCUCUGAAUGUGGGUGGGAUUUAUCUGCCGCUGCACUGGCCACCCACAGAGUGCUACAAAUACCCAAUAGUGCUUGGCUAUGACUCCCAGCACUUUGCACCCCUCAUCACCAUCAAAGACAGUGGUCCAGAGAUCCGAGCUGUGCCACUGAUCAACCCAGGACGGGGGGACUUCGAGGAGCUGAAGGUUCACUUCCUGAUGGAGAAAGAGCAGCAGCAGAAAGAGAGACUUCUCAAAGACUACCUGUUCCUGAUAGAGAUCCCCGUCAUAGGCUUGGGCUACGAUGUUUUACGGAUCAUCAACGCUGCAAGGCUGGACGAGGGCAAUCUUCCUGAAGACAUGAACCUGAUGGAGGACUACCUGCAGCUCGUCAACCACGAGUACCAGCGCUGGCAGGAGGACAAGGAGCAGGCAUGGGCUGCCCAGCCACAGCGCCCACCACCCUUUUCCGUCUCCCAGCUCUCCCUCAUCGAAAUCCGCUGUGCCACACCACGAUGCACCUUCUACGUCUCUGUAGACACGCAACCUCAUUGCCACGAAUGCUUUGAGAAGCGACAGGCCACCACCGGUGGAGGAGCGAGGAUAGAAGGGGUGAUACAGGCCAAGGGAGGAGGGGUACAAGGUGGGGUCGGUGUAAUGGGGGGAUCAGAGACCGAGGUGAACUCUAGAGGGGCUCGAAGCAGCAGCCCCCCAUCCUCCUCGUCUGGGAGAGGGGUGGUGAUAUCCAGCCCUCGCUCAGCACCACCCACUGCCCCCAGCCUCAGCCUGUACAGUGAAACUCAUGCCAUGAAGUGCAAGACACCCGGCUGCCUCUUCACUCUUAGCGUAGAGCAUGAUGGACUUUGUGAGCGCUGCUUCAACUCCACACAGAACCAAGGAGCCCCUGGAGCUGGAACGGCUGCCACAGGACUCCCAGGCCCCAAUGGGGGGCCUACAGUUCCCCACCCGGCCCAGGGCUCCGGCUGGACCCAGUGGGGGGGCUGUGAGACAGAGACAGAGCGAUGCAGCAUGUGUAGACAGGAGGCGUUCAGGAUAUUCAAUGGCCUGUGUCCGCCCUGCAUGCAGAAACAGCAGCCUCCAGAGAGGGGAGAGCCACAGCAGAGCAACCCAAGAACUGAGGCCUCUUCUUCAGCUUGGAGCCAGGCCAGGGACUCUGAGCGGCCGUGCCUAACCAUAACACCAGGACACACCUCAGCCUGGCAGGCCCCUCUGGCACGGCCUUGUAAAAGAUCUGGUUGCCAAUUCUUUGGAACACCAGAGAAGUUGGGUUUCUGCACUAUUUGCUACGUAGACUAUCAGACCAACCACCACAUGACACCUCCCCCUGCCCCGGCCCAGAGCCGGCAUGGUUUGGAGGCAGGCUUCCAGAAUGCCACCAGGUGUCGUGGGCCUGGUUGUGGUGCGGUUGGCAAGGCAAUGCUGGAGGGCUACUGCGACAAGUGCUACGUCAAAGAGCAAAGCACACGGCUCAACCAAGUGGCACAUCGCACACCACACUCCCCUCCUUUAGUCAUGCGUGACCGAGCAGUUAAACCCAGAUCUUCGCAGCAAUCCCAGACCCAGACUCAGUGCCGGCGGAGCGGCUGCAGUAACGUGUCCCCCGGUUGCACAGACCUUUGCCCAGAGUGCCACACACGAGGCCAGGGCAGAGAGGUGGGCCGACGGGCGCAGGCGCCCAAGGAAAAGUCUAAGCAGCGGUGUCGGACGCAGGGCUGUGACCACUACGCCAACCAAGAGAAACAGGGCUACUGCAACGAGUGCGACCACUUCAAACAGAUUUACCGCGGCUGACCACAUACCCAUGCACGCAACAACGAUGACGACACAUUGCUAGCACGCUAGAGCCGCUGCCCAGCUCUGGGCGCCCCAUGCCAGUCAAUGCACCUCUGAUACUAACUAACCAACUAACUAACUAGCUAGUGACUAACUAGUAACCUUAUGGCCUGAAAAUCAAACCCCCCAUGUAGAAUGUGAAGAGAGAAUGUGUGUACGUGGGGGGGAGUGAGUGUGUGUGUGUGUUCGCAGUAGACAUGGCCUCCAGAAUACCUCUUUGUGCAAUUAUUAUCAUCUGAUGUGCCCUGUGCACCUACACGGUGAGAGGUUUGGCUACAUGUCAAAGCAACUGACUUAAUGCUUGUGUACAAUAUGUAUUUAGAGGUCGUGCCGGACAAAAUGAUUGUAUGUCGACAUAACAAGAAGCAUCUGACAUUGCUUUCUAGACCACAGCCAAGGAUUUAUACCCCUAUGUCUGUCUGACUGUCUGUCCGACUGUCCGUCUGUCUUAACCCAUCUGUGUAUCUGUCUGUGCCUGUCUGUCUAGCAUUUGCUCUGUAGAGUGAGGGAUGCAGUAGUUGGGGGGGGGACCCCAGCAACAGAUCUGUGGAAGUAGUUAGAAGAAGUGAUCAGAACUGGGCCAAAGCAAAGUAAGUGAAGUUCUAGACAUGAAACAAAAA